Penicillium bovifimosum is the source of this 1977-nucleotide messenger RNA. RefSeq names its product polysaccharide lyase family 4 protein (gene rglB). Gene Ontology annotation, biological process: carbohydrate metabolic process. The transcript has 4 exons. Bases 1 to 1977 code for a protein of 658 amino acids. Gene Ontology annotation, molecular function: catalytic activity; carbohydrate binding. Lineage: Eukaryota; Fungi; Ascomycota; Eurotiomycetes; Eurotiales; Aspergillaceae. The record is from RefSeq and is a predicted model, not a curated record.
AUGCGAGCUUCGUUUUUAACUUUCACGGCAGCGGCUGGCGCGGCGGCGCUACACAUUGCCGACAACCAGACUCACAUCACACUCGCCAAUGAUCGCCUCGCGGUUGUUCUACAGAAGAGCGUUGGCCAAAUUGUCGAUCUGACAUUAGACGGUAAAGACUUGUUGGGCCCUCAGUCAGGAUCCACGGGUAUUGGGCCAUAUCUUGACUGUUAUUGCAUUCCUUCCGGCUUCUACACACCCGGAGCAACAACACCGAACGUCGAGAUUGUCGAGGGCACGGAUUCGACUGGGACCACAUAUGGAGGCUUGAUAUUGAGUGAUACGUACACUCCAACGGGCCAGAAGUUUCAACAGUACUGGUUUCUGCGCGAUGGCGAGACGGGGUUGCAUAUGUUCAGUCGAUUGGCCUACCAUAAUGAAACCACACCUUACCUACGCAACCUACAGGAGUUUAGGACUCUCUUUCGGCCAAACACUGAUCUCUGGACACAUCUGACGUCAAGCGAUAUUCAAACCGCACCACUGCCCAGUAAAAAUGCCAUCUCGAAACAGGUCGUUGUCCAAGACGCCACAUGGUCAUUCAACAACACGCCGGACGACGGUUAUUACACCAGCUUCUCUGAGUAUUUUACCAAGUACACAUUUUCAAAUCAAUGGCGAAACAAUAGUGUACAUGGUCUCUAUGCUGACGGCAGCACCUCAAAGGGCACAACGUACGGAGCAUGGCUGGUGAUGAAUACCAAGGACACCUAUUACGGUGGCCCACUGCAUUCCGACUUAACAGUAGACGGAAUCGUCUAUAAUUACCUCGUAUCAAACCAUCAUGGAGAAGGAACACCGAACAUCACACAUGGAUUCGAUCGAACCUUUGGUCCGCAAUUCUAUUUCUUCAAUGGUGGGAAGGGAUCGACAUCCCUUCAGGAGCUACGGUCUGAAGCAGAAAGUUUAGCAAACCCACAUUGGAACACCGCUUUCUAUGACUCCAUUGCCAAGCAUGUGGUCGGAUAUGCUCCCUCGAUCCAGCGAGGCAGUGUCAAGGGAACUGUACAGCUCCCAAGGGGUGCCAUGCACGCAGUAGCAAUACUCACCGUCCACGGGCAGUACUUCCAAGAUAAUAGUGUGGUUCCAAGCUCCUACCAGUACUGGACUGAUAUCGAUCAUGAUGGAAGCUUCAGCAUUGAUCAUGUCCGGGAAGGAAAGUACCGACUUACUGUCUAUGCAGAUGGAAUUUUUGGAGAUUUCGUUCGCGACGGAGUCAUCGUUCGUGCAGGAAAGCGGACCGCAGUGCAUGAGACUUGGAUCCAAGAGUCUGCAGGGACUGAAGUCUGGCGCAUUGGGGUACCUGAUAAGUCCUCUGGUGAAUUCCGACAUGGCAAUGCCAAAGACUUGACCCAUCCGCUCCACCCUCCCGAAUAUCUCAUAUAUUGGGGGGCAUAUGACUGGCGUGCUGAUUUUCCCAAUGGUAUCAACUACACCAUUGGCGCUAGCGAUCCAGCCACCGACCUGAACACUGCCCACUGGUCGGUGUUUGGUCCAACGGCAAAGGACUCCUACGUCGAACACGAGACAACGUAUGACUGGAAUAUCCAUUUCAAACUCAGCCCAAAACAAUUGCGAGAGCGGAAAACAGCAACAUUGACUUUACAGCUGGCGGCAGCAAAAACCGCGGCAGGAAACACGGACGCGUGGAAUCCCGCUGAGCCAUACAACGAUUUAUCACUGGAAAGCUACAUCAACGAUCAUCCAGAUCCCCUCACAUUCAUCAUUGGGUUCAAUCAAUCAAGCAGCUGUAUUGUGCGAUCUGCCGUCAGCUGCUACCAGGUCAGGACAAGAUUGGGGUUCCCUGCAAAUUGGCUACACGCCGGAGACAACACACUGCGACUGCACCUUCCUUUCAACGCGACGGAUACUGAGACUGCCAUUCUUCCGGCAACUGUUUAUGUACAAUACGACGCGAUCCGGCUAGAGCUGCAGUAA